CAUUACGGAGAGUUGUUUUUUGAAAAAUUUUGAAUCUUGGGGUCAGGAACCGCUUCGGUCGUGCCAUUGGCUACAGCUCCGGGCCGCCAAUGGCCUCUCAAUUCCGUACGUCGGUUAUGUAGAACUGGAUGUUGAACUUUGCGGGCGAGUGGUUUUAGGUUGCGGGGUGCUAGUGGUCAAGGACCCUCCGGGUGGUUUGUGUGCUCAGGUUCCUGGCGUUCUAGGAAUGAACGUCCUGAGCCGCUGCUACCAGGAACUCUUUGGCCAGCACGGCAUGAGUCUUUUUGAUUUACCUGUUGUGUCGCAGGCCCCUAAUUCUGUUUUCCAGGCCUUACAACAUUGCUGUCACAUUGACGUCCAGUCAGUUUCGGAUCAAGGGGGACGAGUUAGAGUGCGUGGACGUCGGGCAUGUCGUAUCCCAGGCGGUACAAUGAAAUUGGUGGUUGUGACCUGCUCAGCGCAGUACUCGAAUGGUACUGUGCUGUUUGAACCACCGGAGGCUGGCCUUCCUGCCGGUUUGUUGGCAUCUCCGUCGUUGGUGCCAGUAGAGCGUGGUACAGCUUAUGUGCCCGUGGUUAACGUUAGUGAGGCCGACGUGUUACUGUAUGCUGGCACGGUCAUAGGUACUGUCAACCAGGUUUACGUGGUUAGCUUACCCCCGGAGGUCACUGAGGUUAAAGUGGUAUCGGCUAGAGUGAGUACGCAGCAGGUUGUUCCCGCUAUAUCUGAACAGAUACGGGCGGUUGACUUAGCUGUACUGUCAGUUGAGGAACAAGGUAAGGUAAGGGCGCUUCUUGAAAAGUACGCGACUGUGUUUUCCACGCAUGAGGGAGAUCUGGGAUGUUCCAAUCUUAUUUCCCAUGAUAUCCCCCUGCUGGAUGAUGUCCCUGUACGGCAGCGAUACAGACGCAUUCCUCCAUCGGAGUAUGAGGUGGUGAAAGCUCAUAUAAACCAACUACUCGAGUCCCAGGUAAUCAGAGAAAGUUGUAGUCCAUACGCGUCACCCAUCGUCCAGGUCAGGAAGAAGGACGGUAGUCUGCGCAUGUGCGUAGACUAUCGUCAGUUAAAUUCUAAGACCAGAAAGGAUGCCUUUCCCCUGCCCCGGAUUGAAGAGACAUUGGACUCGCUGGUGGGGGCACGUUGGUUUUCCACCAUGGACCUCACCAGCGGGUACAAUCAGGUUCCGGUUACUGAGGCGGAUCGAUCAAAGACUGCCUUUUGCACUCCGUUUGGCCUCUUUGAAUGGAACAGGAUGCCUUUCGGUUUGUGCAAUGCCCCCAGCACCUUCCAACGAUUGAUGGAACGGAUGUUUGGGGACCAACAGGGUCAGUCUUUACUUCUUUACCUGGAUGACAUUGUUGUGUUUUCCUCUUCAGUUGACCAACAUCUGGCUCGGAUGGAGGUAGUGCUAAGCCGGUUACAAAAGGAGGGUUUGAAGGCUAAGUUAUCUAAGUGUGCGUUCUUUAAACAGGAAGUGCAGUACCUGGGUCAUGUCAUUUCGUCGGAGGGGGUCUCCACCGACCCAGGUAAGAUUGCAGCAGUUUCUCAGUGGCCGCUCCCAACUAACGUGGCCGAGCUGCGGUCAUUUUUAGGGUUUGCCAGCUAUUAUCGACGUUUCGUGGAGGGAUUCGCUAGGUUAGCUGCCCCCUUACAUCGAUUGGUGGCAGAGCUGACAAGUCCUAAGCAUUCGCGGAAGCCGAAGCAUAUCGGUGACGCCUGGUCUGCAGAGUGUCAGAGGGGUUUUGAGGAGUUAAAGAGGAAACUUACUACCGCUCCCGUUCUGGCCUAUGCUGACUUUUCGCUUCCAUUUAUUCUGGAGGUGGAUGCCAGUCAUGGGGGACUCGGGGCGGUUCUCUCACAGGACCAACAGGGCAAGGUGCGUCCUAUUGCCUAUGGUAGUCAGGGUCUUAGGCCCACUGCCAAUACAUCCACCUAUAGUUCCAUGAAAUUGGAGUUUCUUGCGCUCAAGUGGGCCAUGACCGAGAAGUUCCGUGAGUACCUCCUGGGGCAUAAGUGUAUGGUGUACACCGACAAUAACCCUCUUAGCUACCUGUCCUCUGCCAAGUUGGGGGCUAUGGAACAGCGUUGGGCUGCCCAGCUGGCAGCCUUUGACUUUGAGCUUAAAUAUAGAUCAGGUAAGAGUAACCGCAAUGCUGAUGCGUUGUCUCGCCAGAACUUCCAGGGAGAGGGAGAUCAAGAUUUGUGCCGGGGUGCAACUGUCCCGGUAUUGCUGCGUCAAGCCGCCCAAGAUGGAUUAACCACUUGGGUAAAUCAAAUUGCAUCCUUUCCCUGUCCUAUCCAGGAUAUGGGUAUGCAGCAGAGGGCAGAUCCAGUCGUUGGCGAGCUGUUGGUGUUCUGGAGGCGGAAGUUACCUCCUAGCUCAGAAGAGCGUAAGGAGCUCUCCAGAUCUGCGGUGAUCCUGUUGCGCCAAUGGGACCGUUUGGUGGAGCACGAGGGAGUGCUUUACCGCCGGGUGUUUCGCCCGGAUGGUGGAGAGGAGGUUCUCCAAGUGCUUUUACCAGCGGCCUUGAAGUCUAAAGUAUUGACUCAACUUCACCAGCAGCAUGGGCACCAGGGGGUGGAACGCACCACGCAGCUGGUACAGCAGAGAUGUUAUUGGCCAAGGAUGUCCUCUGACAUUGCCCGCUGGUGCCAGGAAUGUGAGAGAUGCCAAUGUGCCAAGGGUGAUCAGUCUACUCAUGCUAGUUUCAUGGGGCAUUUGUUGGCGGCACGGCCAAACGAGAUCGUAGCCCUGGAUUUCACGGUGUUGGAGCCCUCGAGUACCGGUCUUGAGAAUGUUUUGGUCAUGACCGAUAUCUUCACCAAGUACACCUUGGCUGUACCUACCAGGGACCAACGAGCUGAGACUGUGGCUCAGGUUCUGGUGGUCGAAUGGUUCUACAAAUUCGGGGUACCUGGUCGUAUCCAUUCAGACCAGGGCCGUAAUUUCGAGUCGGCUCUUAUUCAGCAGCUGUGCUGUUUAUAUGGAGUUGAAAAAUCACGCACCACGCCAUAUCAUCCGUCCGGAAAUGGGCAGUGCGAACGUUUCAACCGGACCUUGCACAAUCUGUUGCGUACAUUGCCGGUGUCAAGGAAGGGGGAUUGGCCAGGUUGCCUUCCCCAGGUACUUUUCUCCUAUAAUACUACCCCUCAUCAAGCUACGGGUGAGUCUCCUUACUUUUUGAUGUUUGGGCAGGAGCCUAGACUUCCCGUUGACUUCCUGCUCGGUGGGGUUGAAGAACCACGAGCAGGUAGUGUACAUAGGUGGGUCUUGGAGCAUCAGGAUAGGUUGCAGAUUGCUUUUGGGGGUGCUCGUGAUCGAUUGAGGGCCGCGGCAGAUCGUCGGAUGGCCAGGCAUGAUCUGCAGGUACAAGAAGCACCACUGAAGGAGGGUCAGUUGGUAUACCUCCGUGACCAUAGCGUGAGAGGUAGACAUAAGAUCAACGACCUGUGGAGUGCAGUGGUGUACCAAGUAGUGAAGGCUCCUAAGGACGGGGGGGUGGUGUAUACUAUUGCCCCCGCCACAGAUUUAGGUAAGAUAAAGCAUGUGCACCGAUCCUUGCUGAAACUGCAGAUUGGUGGACACCUUUCCCCCACUUUGCAGGAAAGUCCGGUGAUUGAACCUGUUCAGCUUCCUAGAGAGGAAGAUCUAGAGGAGGGAGACUUGUUUGUUUUGGUGCCGGAAACAUUGCAAGCUGGUCGUGGGCAGGUUCCUGGAGGAGUCUCACCUUCUGUCCCUCAGAGGCCUGAGCAAGUACCAUCUGGUGAAGUCCAGCGGACAGAAGAAAUUCUGGAGACAGAGGUGAACCUGCAGCCGGUAAUGAGUCUUCCUUCAGACGCUGCUGUGGUCAGGAGGACGGGAAGGAGUACUGCUGGACGGCACCCUAACGUACAUCACCUCCCUCGAUCGGUGGGGGUAGGGACGGUAUCUAGUAUAGGGGGUAGUACAUCUGUUACUUGGUUUCGGCCGUGGAAGUGUGUAGACAUGGAUGUAGAACAGGAAUUCGGUAUCAAGACAGACCGGUCCAUUGUCGUGUUAGGCGUCGCCCACACUGACAAAGACGAAGAUAUUACUGCAACCCUUAAAAAGUAUGGCACAGUAACUAAAGUAGUUAGGCUGUCAACCACAGAAGAAGAGGAUAAAUGUAAUGCCAUUGUAGAAUUCGAAUCAGCUGCUGCUAACGCUUUAGUUGAGCCCAAGUUACCUUUUGACAUACAAAAUAUAAGGGACACUGUAGUGACAUGGCGUGUUGAUAGCAUUAAAGUACUCACACAGACAGUCACAGACUCUAGCGACUCUGAUGGCAGUAGCAGCACUGACUCUGACGACAGCACAACGCCCCUCAUUCAUAGAUCCAGGAAGAAAAAUGACAUUUCUAAGCCCUACCCACAUGUUUCCACGCAAGUGAAGAUAAAGCCCAAAUCAACAGCUAGGGGAAGGGUCGCUCCCACUUCGGCUGAUGACCUGGAUGAGGAAGUGUUGAACCCACCAGAGGUGAGGCGGAUUGUUGUUGAACAUGUGAUAAAAAGCGAUGCACCAAAGUCUCAAAAUGAUUCCAAGAGGUUGCGUUCAUUCUCUGGCAGAGUGCCUAAGCCACCAGGCGAAGCCGACUUUGAAACUUGGCUACUCCAUGUAGAGCUGAUGUUCCACGACAAUGUCUCUGUUGAAGUGCAGAGGAGGAGAAUAUUAGAGAGUUUGCUUCCUCCAGCCUCAGAUAUUGUUAGACAGCUAGGUUCAUCAGGUCAUCCCAGAGACUAUAUGAGGCUGUUGGAGUCUGCUUUUGGCCUGGUAGAAGACGGCGAAGAGAUAUUUGCUAGAUUCCUGAACACAAACCAGGAUCCAGGAGAAAAGGCUUCCACUUACCUGCAGAGAUUGCAAACGCUGCUGAGUACUGCAGUAAAGAGAGGAGGGGUUAGGCCGUCUGAUGUAAACCGGCACCUGAUGAAGCAGUUUAAGCGUGGCUGUUGGGACCACGACCUUGUUCUUCAGCUAGAGCUAAAAACUGAUAAAUCCCUUGACUUUGCUGAGUUCUUACUGCAGCUGAGAACUGAAGAGGACAAGAGAGCCACCAAACUUGACCGUAUGAGCCGCCAUUUAGGGACCUCCAAAGGAAAAUCCUCAGUGAAUAUCCAAAAGGUGGCCAACUUCUCUUGCCUUACUGAUAACAAUGCCAGUGUGUUACAAGCGUACAUAUCUGAGACUGAAAGCUUGAGGAAACAAGUUGCUGAGCUGCAAAUGCAACUCAACGCCAAGAAAUCCAAAAAAGAGAGAAGGCGUGAGGCUGCAGUUCUUGAGUCUGGCCUACAUCCACCACCACCCCGAGCUGAGGCUCAAGUUCACCAAGCGACUCCCCAAGUUACACCUAGAGCACAGCCAAAGGCUUGGUUCUGUUUUAGAUGUGGGGAUGAUGGCCACAUUGCCAGAAUGUGUGAGAACCCCAUGAACAAAGAUGCAGUCGACAUGAAAUACAAGGAACUGAAGUUAAAGCAGGAUGAGUGGAAAGCAAGACAGGGCUCUUCUUUAAACUGGGCGAGGCUCCGAGAUGAUCUCAUGAAUGGAUUAGUUGGAUCAAGAUCAUUAGUUAACGUCACCAUCGAAGGAAUUCAACAUGAGUGCCUUAUUGAUUCAGGCUCACAAGUCACCACAAUCUCCAAGUCAUUCCAUGACUCCCACUUAGCUUCUCAUCCAAUUUGUCCUUUGGCUAAUCUCAUUGAAGUAGAGGGGGCAGCAGGCCAGCGUGUGCCUUAUAUUGGUUAUAUUGAGAUUGAAAUACUCUUUCCAGAGACUUUCACGGGUAGCCCCAAAACUGUUAGCACGCUAGCUCUCGUCGUUCCCGAUUCUAGUGCCUCUGUUCACGUCUCAGUCCUCAUUGGAACUAAUGCUCUGGACGUCUUGUAUGACGGGUUCAGUGAGGAGAUUGGUGGGCCUGUCCCUGAAAAUUGUGCGUAUGCUGUUCUCAUCCAACACCUGCACAGUCUGUAUAAGAAUAAAGCACAAGGCAAAAACAAAGUGAAUAAAGUCAAACUUCUUCACAAGAAGGCAAUAGUCAUCCCAGCAGGCCAGAAAGUUGCAGUAGAUGGCUAUACGAGGAACGUGAAUAGUCUUUCUGGCACUUCCCUAUUGGUAGAUUUCCCAUCUCAUUCAUGCUUACCAAACGGAUUGACCUUCUGCAGUUAUGUCAUGUCAAGUCCCAAACGGACAUCUUUUAAAGUGCCUGUUUUGCUCAAGAAUGAAACCCCACACAGUGUUACAGUGCCAGCACACUGCACCUUAGCAGAGCUCACCGUUCCAUUAUCUGUUUCCCCACUUACCUCUUUAACAGGCAAAGACGUAACCAAGAGUAAACAGUCAUCCUCUGCUAGCACCGCAACUAGGUGCUACACACUGCACUCAGUGGCUCCAGAAAACCUCAUCACUUUUGAUUUUGGUGACUCUCCACUCUCCGAAGAGUGGAAAGAAAGGAUUACAAAGAGGUUGAAUUCAAUUUCUGAAGUCUUUGCGAGUGGUGACCUUGACUAUGGACAUACAACAGCAGUCAAGCACAAGAUCCGUCUUUCUGAUCCAACACCCUUUAAGCAGAGAGUGAGACCCAUCCACCCAUCCGAUUACGAAGCUGUCCGGCUCCACUUGGAAGAGCUGUAUGACGCGGGCAUCAUUAGAGAGUCUGAGAGUCCAUUUGCAUCACCAGUUGUAAUUGUAAAGAAGAAGAGUGGCAAAAUUCGAUUAUGCAUUGAUUACAGAAAAUUAAAUGCUCAGACCAUUAAAGAUGCUUACGCUUUGCCAAAUAUUGAGGAGACUUUUACUGCUCUGACUGGGUCGAGAUGGUUCUCUGUGAUGGACUUGAAGUCAGGCUUCUAUCAGGUGGAAAUGGCAGAGGAGGACAAGCCUAAAACAGCCUUCGUCACUCCUAUGGGGUUUUGGGAGUUCAAUAGGAUGCCACAAGGGGUAACAAACGCUCCAAGCACAUUCCAAAGAGUCAUGGAGAAAUGCAUGGGCUCCUUGAACCAAAAAGAAGUUCUUGUUUUUCUUGAUGACCUUAUUUUGUUCUCGGAAACCCUUGAACAGCACGAGGAGAGACUCAUGCGAGUUCUGAGCAGGCUGAAAGAGUUUGGGCUCAAGUUAUCGCCUGAGAAGUGUCAUUUUUUCAAGAAGUCGGUAAAGUACUUGGGACAUGUUGUCUCGGAGAAUGGAGUAGAAACUGACCCUGAAAAGAUUUCUGCGCUCACAACUUGGCCCCGACCAGACAAUAUUAGAGAGCUUAAGUCCUUUCUUGGUUUUACCGGAUAUUACAGAAGAUUCAUCAAGGACUUUUCAAAAAUUGCAAAGCCCCUCAAUGAUCUGACUGCUGGCUACAUUCCGGCAAGGCGGAAAUGCAAAGCCAAGUCCUUUGCCAGCACAGACCUUAAGUCACCCUUUGCUGAAAAAUGGACAGCUAAGUGCGAACAAGCAUUCAGGGCUCUCAUUGGAAAGUUAACAACUGCCCCAAUUUUGGGCUUUGCCAAUCCUCGACUGCCAUAUGUUCUCCAUACUGAUGCUAGUCUUCAUGGCCUUGGGGCGGCUCUGUAUCAACAGCAGGAUGGACAGAUGAAAGUUAUUGCCUACGCCAGUAGGGGGUUGUCAAACUGUGAGCGGAGAUACCCCACACAUAAACUGGAAUUUCUUGCCUUGAAGUGGGCAAUAACUGACAAAUUUUCUGACUAUCUCUAUGGAGCCGAGUUCACCGUUGUCACUGACAACAACCCCCUGACUUAUAUUUUAUCAUCCGCCAAACUAGAUGCUGCUGGCCACCGGUGGCUAGCGGCCCUGUCAAAUUUCAACUUCAGCAUUCAGUAUCGGGCCGGCAAGAGAAAUCAAGAUGCAGACGGCUUAUCCAGGCGUCCACAUGACCUUGAUGAGACAGAUUUGAGUGCCAAAGCUGAAGACGAUAGAGUUUUGCAGUUCCUGUCAAAGUUUUUAAAAGAACAGAGUGAUGCCACUUUUCCAAAAGAAGCAAUUAAAGCUGUAUGCCAGAGACAUGACCUAGAUGGAGCUUUCAGUAUGGGGAAAGAGAGUAAUUACUCACCUGUGAUUGUUGAAUCCCUUGCCAUGGAUGCAAGUGCUAUCCCAGCUGAGUUCACUCAUUCUGAUAUGCUUCCAGGAUCCAGCACCCUUCCCAGAAUGUCACCGUUGGAAUGGGCUGCAGAGCAGAGAGCUGAUCCAGUAAUCAGCAGAAUCAUGGACAUACUUACCACAGGGAAACGCCUUUCCUAUCAUGUCAGACAGAAAGAGGACAAAGAAGUCCAACUCAUGCUUCGAGUGCAGGAUCAACUCGUCAUUAACAAUGCGGUCCUUUACCGCAAGAGGAUGAACAGUGGUAAACCAUUUUUCCAGCUGGUUCUUCCCACAAAGUAUCGUGAAACAGCUCUAGAAGGUCUCCACGAUUCAGUUGGACACAUGGGAUUCGAGAGGACCAUAGACCUGGUCCGUACACGGUUUUAUUGGCCAAAGAUGUCUACGGACGUAGAUAAGAAGUUGCGAACUUGUGAGAGAUGUAUUCGUCGCAAAGCAAAAGCUGAGAGGACAGCCUGUCUUGUGAACAUUAGGACCAGCAGACCACUCGAACUAGUCUGCAUGGAUUACCUGUCUUUGGAACCUGAUGGCCGUGGGACAAAGGACAUUCUAGUAAUAACUGACCAUUUUACAAAAUAUGCUGUUGCAGUACCUACUGCAGACCAGAAGGCCAAGACGGUAGCCAAGACGUUGUGGAACAGUUUCUUUGUUCACUAUGGCAUACCUGAGCGUCUACAUAGCGAUCAAGGUCGGGACUUUGAAUCUGCUGUAAUCAAAGACCUUUGCCUGCUGUUGGGGAUCAAGAAAACCAGAACCACCCCUUAUCAUCCACGCGGCAAUCCUGUGGAACGGUUCAAUAGAACGCUUUUGGAGAUGCUUGGGACUCUAGAGGAAGAAAGUAAGGCCAGGUGGCGAGACUAUGUGCAGCCUUUGGUGCACGCAUACAAUUGCACCAGAAAUGACACAACAGGCUUUUCUCCUUACCAGCUAAUGUUUGGGAGGCAGCCAAACCUCCCAAUUGAUGUGGCGUUUGGAUUACACCCAGAGGGGCAGAGCAGAACCACUCAUAUUGAUUAUGUGAAAAGGCUCAAAGAGAAUCUGCAGGAGAGCUACAGACUUGCAGUGGAACACAGUGAAAGAAUCGCUCAGAAAAACAAACAGAGAUAUGACAUGAAAGUAAGAGAAUCCAUCUUGGAAGUAGGAGACCAUGUCCUCGUCAAGAAUGUCGGGGUGCGGGGCAAACACAAGAUAGCUGACCGCUGGAGUCGAACUGUGUACAAAGUAGUGAAACACAUAAAUGAUUCUCCUGUCUAUGUCGUAGCACCUGUUCAUUCUGAUGGCCCUGAAAGGACACUGCAUCGUGACUUGCUCUUACCUUGUGGCUUCCUGGCUCCAUCCGAAGAAGCAGAAGAGAAUCAGCAUAAGCAAAACAAAGCCACAGUGCAACCUGCUCAGACUCCAGUGUCUGGAGAGGGAGAACAGCUGGAAUCAUAUGAUAGUGAGGAGGAAGUUGAUUACGACUAUCCAGAGGAAAUGCUGGUGACAAUUCACCCACCUGUCACUGUUGUCCAUGAAAUCCCUCAGAUUUAA
Molecule: messenger RNA, 9640 nt
Organism: Pimephales promelas (fathead minnow)
Lineage: Eukaryota; Metazoa; Chordata; Actinopteri; Cypriniformes; Leuciscidae
Source: RefSeq, a predicted model, not a curated record